GGGGCCGGGGGGUUGGGGCUUCUCGGCGGCAGCGAAGGCGCCCCUCGCCGACGAUGAAGAGCCUGGUGCCGCAGGCGGCGUCGCUGCUGGAGAAGCUGCUGUUCCUAGUUCACGUCCGGCCCCUGCCCGCGGGCUCCGAUGAGGAACCACCGCCGGCCCCCGGGUACUACGACACCAGCUGCUUCAAGCGGGGCGACCUACUGGAGGUGCCCCGCACCCUCUUCAUCCACUUCGGUAUCUACCUGGGCGAGAACCGCGUCGCCCACCUGAUGCCCGAUAUCCUGCCCGCCCUUACCGGCGAUCGCCGGCAGAUUCAGCAGGUAGUGACCAACAAGCGGCUCAUCCUGGGCGUCAUCACCAAAACGGCCAGCAUCCGCGUAGACACAGUGGAGGACUUCGCCUACGGCGGCAGCAUCCUGGUCAAUCACAUGGACCGGCUCUUCGAGGACCAGGUGCUGGGCAGCGAGGAGGCGGCCCGCCGGGCGGAGAAGCUGGUGGGAGCCACGGCCUACAGCCUGCUUUGGAACAACUGCGAGCAUUUUGUCACCUACUGCCGGUACGGAGCGCCCGUCAGCUUCCAGACCGACAAGUUCUGUGAGACUGUGAAGAUGAUCAUUCGGGACCAGCGGAGUGUUCUUGCUUCGAUGCUUGUGGGAUUAGCAUCAAUAGUCUGCCUAGGCUUGGCACCUUCCACCACGCUCCCCACUAUCUUUAUUCCCUUCUUUCUGUGGAUGGCUGGCUAACAGCCUUCCUGCAAGUUCACAGCCAGGGUCUGUAUAUAAGAUGUAUACUACUGUAUUUAUGAAAGCACAGUACUCAUCAGUGUCUUAACCUUGUGUGCAAUUUUUAAAUGCAACUUUGUCUAUAAUAUAGUGCACAGGGCAUAGCUUACUGUGUAAGCCAAAUAAUAGAUUUCCUGCAAAUCUCGGUAUAUUUUAACACACCUUUAAAUCAUGAAAAAGUAGGGAUGUGAUGCAGUUCUGCUCCUUGCCUGUAGCCAUAAGUGAUUCUGGUAAUAUCCUUCACGUUCUUCAGUUCCUUAGCUGCAUACCUAGGUGCUGUAACUAUUAAUAAAAAUGUAUGAUGGAAUUUUUGAAGUGAUGGAUACUGAGACACUACUUACCUCUUCCUUU
This is a messenger RNA of Dryobates pubescens (Downy woodpecker), 1133 nucleotides long. RefSeq names its product lecithin retinol acyltransferase (gene LRAT). Gene Ontology annotation, biological process: retinol metabolic process. The coding region runs from base 54 to 743 and encodes 229 amino acids. Gene Ontology annotation, molecular function: phosphatidylcholine-retinol O-acyltransferase activity. The transcript has 2 exons. The record is from RefSeq and is a predicted model, not a curated record. NCBI's taxonomy places the organism in Eukaryota, Metazoa, Chordata, Aves, Piciformes, Picidae.